Paramecium tetraurelia is the source of this 204-nucleotide messenger RNA. RefSeq lists its product as uncharacterized. The transcript has 2 exons. Lineage: Eukaryota; Ciliophora; Oligohymenophorea; Peniculida; Parameciidae. The record is from RefSeq and is a predicted model, not a curated record.
AUGCAAUAAAAUAAUAUAAAUCUUUCUAGAAUGAGCACUAGCUAACAAGAAUUGUUUGAAUAUAUGAGUGAAACCUUAUAAACAUCUGAAAAGGGAUUAUUAGAGAUGCAAAUAUAACAUCCACAAAAUUUCCAAAAGCUUGUUGAAAAGAUGAAGCGCACAAUGAGAAGAGAGAAGGCAAAACAAAGAAAAGCAAAAAGAUGA